Racocetra persica is the source of this 140-nucleotide messenger RNA. NCBI's taxonomy places the organism in Eukaryota, Fungi, Glomeromycota, Glomeromycetes, Diversisporales, Gigasporaceae. The record is from the annotation of a GenBank genome assembly.
CAUUAAACAAUCACUUAUUUCAAAUAAUAUUUUGUUAAAUAUAAAUCUUAAUAAUAAUCUUGAUACAAAUGUUGAAUCUCUUGAUCUUGAAGAUGAUUUUGACAAUAAUUUAAAUAAAAAAUUUAACAGAAAUUUUGAUA